AUGCAGGCCGAGAUGUUUGAAUUGAAAAUAGCGGAUCGACUUUUUUUCCCGCACUGGCCCACAACGCCGCAUCAAGGUCAUAUCCGGCUGUAUUUCGGGAGCGAUGAAUUGCUAAACGUGUCGAAAGAAUUCAUCAGGCGAGUCAACGAACGAACUGCUGACCUUCCUCUAGCGAUCAGGGUUGGUGUCUACAACUUGAAAUUGGAUGAUCUCAAUGGCUACGUGGCUCAUCGUCCGUUUGGACUUGAAAGGACCAGAAGUGGACCAUCUGCUGGAAACGCUGAGUCAAACAUGAUCCAGCAGGUGUGUCUUCGCCCUGGCGUUGGCAUAAUGUGGUUGUACUGGAGUGUGCAAAGAGUGCAACGGAUGGGGAGAGUGGCGUUCGAUAGUCAGACGGAGACGAGAAUUCCAGAUAAUCUUCAAGCUGACAAGAUUUGGGAGACUCGACAAAGCUCAGCAGAAGUGAUGAAUCAUUUGCAAGCAACAGCGUUCGGACAACGGGAAAGUCCGUCGCCCUCCGGACAUCAGAAUAGUGUAGUUCUUCCAAAGCAGUCGGGGAGAUUCUAUGGAGUCAACAAGGACGAACACCGAUGGGACAAUUCGGUUGUCGAGUUUCCAUCCUCACCCUCGAACGCCUAUAGCAUGAGUGGCGUAAACCCGAAAUAGAGAGGGGUCUGUUUGAUGGACAUCUGCUCCACCGAGUGGCUGGGGUAGUGGCUGCCCCACAGCAUCUUUCUGUUGAACGAACACAAUAUGGUUAGAAGGUGUCGGUACAAACAAGUGCAAAUACAGGCCUUGACCCCACGCAACCGCAAUUGGACGGCCUCCUCCAGCCUCAAUGACAAACAAUAUACGACGCUCCAGUUAUCGACUUACAAUGGAUUAUUUGUUCUUUAGCAAGCACCCAAGUGUGGUCCGCUUCAGCAGGCACUGAUCCCGGCCGGUGACCUUUGUCUGUGCAUUCGCAAGGUUGUGGGAUGUUUGGUCGACUGGUGGCAAGUGACAUCGCCCCCCAUGGAAAGGGGUCAGGGAGAGAAAGCGACAUUAACCUUAAUCUAUCAUUUUAACCACCUAAUGCUGUAGAUAUUUGUUGCGAUUUAUGCAAAG
This is a messenger RNA of Cantharellus anzutake, 1107 nucleotides long. RefSeq lists its product as uncharacterized. Lineage: Eukaryota; Fungi; Basidiomycota; Agaricomycetes; Cantharellales; Hydnaceae. The coding region runs from base 1 to 666 and encodes 221 amino acids. The transcript has 5 exons. The record is from RefSeq and is a predicted model, not a curated record.